Molecule: messenger RNA, 2424 nt
Organism: Somion occarium
Lineage: Eukaryota; Fungi; Basidiomycota; Agaricomycetes; Polyporales; Cerrenaceae
Source: the annotation of a GenBank genome assembly
ACCAUGACCUCCGUUUACCAUGACCUCCCAUUAGUGUGACCCCUUACCACCCUGUGCAAUGAUUCUUACCCCUUCCCUCCCUUGAUUAUCAAUGGUUCAUGUGCAUUCUGGUGGCAGCAUGCUCACACUGUAUAUCUCUUUAGAUGCGGUUGCUGGCCCUUCCAACAUGAACCUUGCCAUUGCCGCUCAUGACUUUGGUGACAGUUCCUCCCAGCUGGCUGCUAGCAAUGUUCCCUUCCCUCCAUGUGCUGUUCGCAUAAUGGAGGAAGGUUGGAAGGACUACCUCCCUCUCACCCUCAUCUUGACUGAGUUCUCGCGGGGUCAACAGUAUGCUUCCCGGCGAGCAGAGACCACCCAACUGCGUAAUGGCAUCUUGAUCAACCGUGACCUUGCUGCAAUGGAGACAUCAGAGCGUUGGAUGGGGAUGACAGACUUCAUCGAUGCUGCUGACCGCAUGCCGCAUCUCAUUCGCAUGCAUUACUGCCCCAAGGAAGGCCGCCAUGUUUUGGCAUCUGCAUGGAUGGCUCACUAUCACAACAUCAUCGCCCAUCCUGACUUUCGUUCCAUUCAUGGCUUGCUCAUUCAGUAUGACAUGGAUAUUUGCCGUCGUGCUGUCGCCCAUCAGCACUUCAACCCAGGCACCUGGCAGGCUAAUAUCUAUGAUGCUAUAAAGUCCGACUACCUCUUGUAUCGUCAAGAACGAUUUGAUUCACAAGGAUACCCAUGGCGCUCUGCGAAUAAUGGCACUCCCUCUACUGCUCCUGCACCUCCACCUCCACCUGCACUGGCUAGGCUGCCACCUCUGCUGACUCAACCUUUUCCACGCAGUGCUCUACCGCACUGCUUCCCUACCUCAAGUCAGAAGGUUACCGCAAACUCACGCCGGAUGGCACACAUGUCUGCUAUGCACACAACACCCGGGGUUGCCAUUCAACCACUUGCAAGUUCACUCACGUCUGCUCGCUCUGCGGCUCCAAAGAUCACGCUGCCCAGUGAUGCCGGGCGGUCUGAUUCUAUCCGGCGGAUUAUUACCCCUCUGCGCUGGAACGUCUGGAGGGAUGAACUGCAAGCAGCCGGCUGCCUUGCAGAGUUUUCUGAUAUUCCUAUUGGCAUUCAUGACGGUUUUCGCAUCAGUGUUUCUGCCCCUAUUAUGGCUACCUAUACUCCGCCUAAUCACCAGUCUUCUCAGAGCAACCCUGAGGCCCUCAAGCUUCACAUUCAUACUGAACUAUCUGCUCGGCGAUACUCUGGACCUUUCCAUCCCUCUCGACUCGAGUCCCUUAUUGGUCCUUUUCGUACCUCUCCGAUGGGCAUUAUUCCCAAAUCUAACCCCGGCACCUACCACAUCAUUCAGGACUUCUCCUUUCCACGUAACCACCCUAGUAUCUUCUCCGUCAAUGAUGACAUUGAUGCAAGCGAGUUCCAGUGCGAGUGGGGCACCUUUGUCGAGUGUGUCUUACUUAUCGCAGAUGCUCCCGAAGGAACUCAGGCCUCUGUCAAUGAUGUUCAAAAUGCAUACCGCAACAUCCCUAUUCAUCCCGAUGACCAACCCUACCUUGUUAUCUUCUUUCUUGGCUUAGUCAUCUUGGACCACUGUGCUGCCUUUGGAUCCUGUAGUGCGCCGGGAAUCUUUGGUCGAUUGGCUGAUGCCAUUGUUCGAAUUUUCAAGCGCUAUGGUGUUCAGGCGAUCAUCAAGUGGGUCGACGACUUUGUCUUUUGGCGAUACCCUACUCGGCGUCUGCGUGACGGCUCAUUCGAGUAUCCAUACGAUGAGUCUCUUAUUUUUUCUGUGGCUGCCAAACUGGGCUGGCCGUGGUCUCCCUCCAAGCACACACCCUUCGCGUCUUCCUUCACCUACAAUGGCUUCACAUGGAACAUUCCCUCUCGCACCGUGGAACUUCCUGAAACAAAGAAGUUAAAGUAUCUUGAGCGCUUGGCACCUUGGAUCACCGGGGCAACAUUUACACUCAAGGAUUGUGAGAAACUCGUGGGUACACUCAAUCACUGUUGCCUCGCGGUCCCUGAAGGAUGAUCUCAUUUGCCCUCUUUCUACCGAUUCGCCAGUGGCUUCCGCAAUGCCUGCUCCAGCUUCUCCCGACACAGGGUCCCACCUGCUGUUUUGGAAGAUGCGUGCUGGUGGCGUACUUGCCUGUCUGGACCAUUCUGCGGCUCUCGCGUGGUGGUUUCACCUGCCGUCACAGAUCUACAAUUAUUUGUUGAUGCUUCUACUUCUUGGGAAAUUGGCCUUGUUGCAAAUGGCAGAUGGUUAGCAUGGGAGUUGAGACCUGGUUAGAAAUCUGAUGGCCGUGAGAUUGGCUGGGCUGAGAUGGUCACAGUAGAACUCGCCACACAUUUCGCAGUUGCCAGUGGAUAUACGGGUGUCCAAGUAUUGGUCCACUCUGAUAAUGAAGGUGUCAAUGGUGC